CAGAAGCAAGCAGCCUGAACUUGGGAACAGAGGGUCUGCUGGAUAGGGGUGUGGGCGGAUGGGGCAGCCUGCCCCAUUGCCCUUGGAACUUCUCUACCCAGGCCAGUCUGGGAGGGAUCAGCAUGGUUUGGGGUUCCUCAGGCCUUCCAGCUUCAGCUGUGACAGACCCCCGACCCUGACCCCGCCCUCUCCGGAGCCCAGGCCCCACCCCGCCUCCAAUCGGUUCCUCAUUCCUCGAAAGGGGAAAGAGGGGUGCAGCCCAACCUCAUUUCCCGCCCCUACCUCUAGACACUGCCCCCAGAGGUUAGGCCUCCUCCCUUAGAGGGAGAUGGAGCAACCUCGCUUCCCCCUUCUUAACAGCAGCUUGGCCCCGCCCUACCCCUCAUAAACCAGUUACUGGCCCGCCCCACACCUUCCAUUCUUGCGGCGGCGUCUGUCCCGUUCCUAUCAGUCCCGACCUGUUCCACCCCGGCUGCGGGACUCAGAGAUGCCGUCGCCAACACCUCUAUCAGGCACAAUGGACAGUCCUCGUUCGGAUGUGGGCCGCUGGGGCGGAAACCCCUGGCAGCCCCCCACCACACCUUCUCCAGAGCCAGAGCCAGAGCCAGAGCCAGACAGACGUUCACGCCGAGGGGGCCGUUCCUUCUGGGCUCGCUGCUGUGCCUGCUGCUCGUGCCGGAAUGCAGCAGAUGAUGACUGGGGGCCUGAGCACCGUGGGUCUGGCUCCAGGGGUCGAGGAUCCAGCUCUGGGGGCCGAAGACCUGACUCCCGGGGCACAGACUCCCGCCAGCCUGGCUCCCGGGGCAGUGCUGUGAAUGCAGCUGGAGAUGGCACCAUCCGAGAGGGUAUGCUGGUGGUGACUGGUGUGGAUCUCCUGAGUUCACGUUCGGACCAGAACCGCCGAGAGCACCACACAGAUGAAUUCGAGUACGAUGAGCUGAUUAUCCGCCGUGGGCAGGUUUUCCACAUGGUCCUCCUCCUGUCUCGACCCUAUGAGUCCUCUGAUCGUGUCACCCUGGAGCUGCUCAUCGGAAACAACCCCGAAGUGGGCAAGGGCACCCAUGUGAUCAUCCCAGUGGGCAAGGGGGGCAGUGGAGGUUGGAAGGCCCAGGUGACCAAGUCCAGUGGGAAUAAUCUGAACCUACGGGUCCACACCUCCCCCAACGCCAUCAUCGGCAAGUUUCAAUUCACGGUCCGCACACACUCAGAGGCUGGCGAGUUCCAGUUGCCCUUUGACCCCCGAAAUGAAAUCUACAUCCUCUUCAAUCCCUGGUGCCCAGAGGACAUCGUGUAUGUGGACCAUGAGGACUGGCGGCAGGAGUACGUGCUUAAUGAGUCUGGGAGAAUUUACUAUGGGACCGAAGCACAGAUUGGCGAGCGGACGUGGAACUACGGACAGUUUGACCAUGGGGUGCUGGAUGCCUGCCUGUACAUCCUGGACCGACGGGGCAUGCCAUAUGGAGGCCGUGGGGACCCAGUCAGUGUCUCCCGGGUCAUCUCUGCCAUGGUGAACUCCUUGGAUGACAAUGGGGUCCUGAUUGGGAACUGGUCUGGCGAUUACUCCCGUGGCACCAAUCCAUCGGCGUGGGUGGGCAGUGUGGAGAUCCUACUCAGCUACCUACGUACCGGCUACUCUGUCCCCUAUGGCCAGUGCUGGGUCUUCGCCGGUGUGACUACCACAGUGCUACGCUGCCUGGGCCUGGCCACCCGCACUGUCACCAACUUCAACUCCGCACAUGACACAGACACAUCCCUCACCAUGGACAUCUACUUUGACGAGAACAUGAAGCCACUCGAGCACCUGAACCAUGAUUCCGUUUGGAACUUCCACGUGUGGAAUGACUGUUGGAUGAAGAGGCCAGAUCUGCCUUCAGGCUUCGACGGGUGGCAGGUCGUGGACGCCACACCCCAGGAGACCAGCAGCGGCAUCUUCUGCUGCGGCCCCUGCUCUGUGCAGUCCAUCAAGAACGGCCUGGUCUACAUGAAGUAUGACACGCCCUUCAUUUUUGCCGAGGUGAACAGUGACAAGGUUUACUGGCAGCGGCAGGAUGACGGCAGCUUCAAGAUUGUGUAUGUGGAGGAGAAGGCCAUUGGCACACUCAUCAUCACCAAGGCCAUUGGCUCCAACAUGCGGGAAGACAUCACCCACAUCUAUAAGCACCCAGAAGGCUCAGAUGCAGAGCGGAAGGCAGUGGAGACAGCAGCCGCCCAUGGCAGCAAACCCAAUGUGUACGCCUCCCGGGACUCGGCCGAGGAUGUGUCCGUGCAGGUGGAGGCACAGGACGCGGUGAUGGGCCAGGACCUGACGGUCAGUGUGGUGCUGACCAACCGCGGCAGCAGCCGCCGCACUGUGAAGCUGCACCUCUACCUCUCUGUCACCUUCUACACCGGCGUCACUGGGUCCGUUUUCAAGGAGAGCAAGAAGGAAGUGGUGCUGGCGCCAGGGGCCUCGGAGCGGGUGGCCAUGCCCGUGGCCUACAAGGAGUACCGGCCCCACCUCGUGGACCAGGGGGCCAUGCUGCUCAACAUCUCAGGCCACGUCAAGGAGAACGGGCAGGUGCUGGCCAAGCAGCACACCUUCCGUCUGCGCACCCCGGACCUCUCCCUCACGUUAUUGGGAGCAGCCGUGGUGGGCCAGGAGUGCGAGGUACAGAUUGUCUUCAAGAACCCCCUGCCUGUCACCCUCACCAAUGUUGUCUUCCGGCUCGAGGGCUCCGGGUUGCAGAGACCCAAGGUCCUCAAUGUUGGGGACAUUGGGGGCCACGAGACAGUGACGCUGCGCCAGACAUUCGUGCCAGUGCGACCAGGCCCCCGCCAGCUCAUCGCCAGCUUGGACAGCCCACAGCUCUCCCAAGUGCACGGGGUCAUCCAGGUGGACGUGGCUCCGGCCGCUGGAGGUGGGGGCUUCUCAGAUGCUGGAGGCGACAGUCACUCAGGAGAGACCAUCCCUAUGGCAUCUCGAGGCGGGGCUUAGCCCUGGGCCAGGAGCAAUGGGACUGGAGUCAGAUGAGCAAGGACACUGCCUCAAGACAGGGGACCGCAGCAGAGCUGCUUCCCGGGGGCUCAGGAGGGAGGACCUCACCUGGGGAGGAGCUGACCUCUCUUGCACAGAUGCAAAUAAACUUUUUUAAUGAA
Molecule: messenger RNA, 3135 nt
Organism: Vicugna pacos (alpaca)
Lineage: Eukaryota; Metazoa; Chordata; Mammalia; Artiodactyla; Camelidae
Gene: TGM1
Product: transglutaminase 1
Biological process (GO): peptide cross-linking
Molecular function (GO): protein-glutamine gamma-glutamyltransferase activity
Source: RefSeq, a predicted model, not a curated record